Molecule: messenger RNA, 2124 nt
Organism: Zootoca vivipara (common lizard)
Lineage: Eukaryota; Metazoa; Chordata; Lepidosauria; Squamata; Lacertidae
Source: RefSeq, a predicted model, not a curated record
GGAGGCAGUAGCGCUGCCAGCAGGGGGGACGAGGCAGCCAAACGAGAUUGGCUUUACAGGCUGAAGAUUAAAUGUAGGAAGAGCUGAUGUGCACACACAGACAGAGAGAGAGAGAGACUGGGAACUGGGGCAGGUGCACGUCACUGGGUCUUUGAGGUGUAAGGUUCAUUUGCACUAAUCCAGAUCGCUUGGCUCGCUCGGCUGUGCCUAUGUGAGCGUGCACGGUUCCAUACCCCCGACGAAGGACUGGGAAGACCUUAGGCGCCCACCCCAGUCCUUGGGACUAUAUCUGCUGUCCGGACAGAAGAUGCCAACGAAUGGGAUCCACCAGCUUCUGAAGAUCCAGUUUGGCUUGAUUAACUCUGACAACAGGUACCUGACGGCAGAGAGCUUUGGCUACAAGGUCAACGCCUCGGCGCCCAGCCUGAAAAGGAAGCAGAUAUGGACCCUGGAGCAGGACGGAGACAGCUCCGUAGUCUUCCUGAAGAGCCACCUAGGUAGGUACUUAUCUGCCGACAAGGACGGCAAGGUCUCGUGUGAAGCCGAGAAGCCGGGAGGUGAUGGGCGUUUUGUCAUUGUCACCCAGUCGGACGGGCGCUGGGCGCUCCAGUCAGAACCCUACAAGCGUUUCUUUGGCGGUUCCGAAGACAGGUUGUCCUGCUUUGCCCAGACCAUCACGGAAACAGAGCUCUGGGCUGUGCACUUGGCUAUCCACCCCCAGGCCAACCUCUUGAGCGUGAGCAGGAGAAGGUAUGCGCACCUCAGCGCUCAGGAGGAUGAGAUCUCCACCGACAGCAACAUCCCUUGGGGUGUGGACUCGCUCAUCACCCUCACCUUCCAGAACAAGAAGUACUGCCUGAGAACCUGCGACAACCGCUACCUGCGCAACGACGGCACUCUGGUCAAGGAGCCUGACCCCCGCGCGGGCUACACCUUGGAAUUCAAGGCGGGCAAGCUGGCCUUCAAGGAUUGCGAUGGGAAAUACCUGGCGCCCAUGGGACCUACCGGCACUCUAAAAUCUGGCAGGAGCUCCAAGCCGGGCAAAGAUGAACUCUUUGAUCUGGAAGAGAGCCACCCGCAAGUAGUUUUCGUGGCCUCCAAUGGCAGAUAUGUCUCCAUCCGGCAAGGUAAAUCCAUUACCUUUCUGCUCUGUGUCAACGUCUCGGCCAAUCAGGAUGAAGAGACACACCACGAAACCUUCCAGAUACAGAUUGAUAAAGAAACCAAGAAGUGCAUCUUCCAUUCCAACACGGGCAACUACUGGACCUUGGUGUCGCAUGGGGGAAUUCAGGCCAUGGCCACGGAAGUAUCUGCUAGCACCAUGUUUGAUAUGGAGUGGCGUGGGCGCCGGGUAGCCCUCAAAGCUCACAAUGGCAAAUAUAUCUGCACCAAGAAGAAUGGACAACUGGCAGCUGUCAGUGAUGCAGUGGGGGAGGAUGAGGAAUUCGUUCUCAAGCUGAUCAACCGGCCCAUCCUGGUCCUUCGCGGGGCUCAUGGCUUCGUGUGCUACCACCGCAACUCCAACUUGCUAGACGCCAACCGUUCCGUCUAUGAUGUCUUCCAGAUCAUCUUCAACGACGGCGCUUACCAGAUCAAAGGCCUCGGUGGCAAGUUCUGGUAUGUGGCCACCAACGGCACCGUCUGCAGCGAUGGCGAGAUGUCGGAGGAUUUCUACUUCGAGUUCCGCGAGUGCAGCCGGGUGGCCAUCAAAGGGAAGAACGGCAAAUACCUCCGCGGCGACCAAGCCGGGACCCUGCGCGCUGAUGCCGACACCCUGCACCGGGCCACCCUCUGGGAGUACUGACGCCGGGCCACCUGCCGCGUAGCACCGUAGAUGCUCUAGCUUCCGCCACGGUAGCCAAGCCAGCUCAGAGCGGACACAGAGGUGGGGUAUUUGGCGGGGAGGGGGAAGUUGAGUGUUCCCACCUGGACUCCAGAGGCACGGUAAUAUACCCACAUCUUCCUCCGUGGAAAAGGACCUUGCUGGGACGGAGGGGUGGGGACCUCUCACCCUAUUCCCCAUAGUCUUAUCUGUCUAACCUUAGAAGCAGCACCCUAAUGCACAGCUCCCGGGAGGGUACGACACUGAUGUACCCAGGUCAGGAUUAAAGCGAUAGAGGCUCC